Aspergillus chevalieri is the source of this 981-nucleotide messenger RNA. RefSeq lists its product as uncharacterized. Bases 1 to 981 code for a protein of 326 amino acids. The record is from RefSeq and is a predicted model, not a curated record. Gene Ontology annotation, molecular function: transmembrane transporter activity. The transcript has 2 exons. Gene Ontology annotation, biological process: transmembrane transport. NCBI's taxonomy places the organism in Eukaryota, Fungi, Ascomycota, Eurotiomycetes, Eurotiales, Aspergillaceae.
AUGCCAGACAAAGCGAAUAAAAUGUUUUCGCCGUCAUCACCGUGCGAGAAUGGCCACCCAGUAGUCACCGAGACAGACCCUUUACUCCCAAUGCCAGCGGUUGUUUCCUCCCACAGCAGUCCGACCGGAGACGGGGAUCAGUGCCAGGACCCCUCGAGACAGGAGAUCAAGUAUCUCUACCUUGACUUCGAUACGGCGCUCCCGACUCCGCGAAUUGCAUUGCCCCCGGGACCUGGACAACUACCACCACCGGAACAGCCGUGUUUGAAGAAAUAUACUUCCCCGUAUCUCUGGUCAAAAUGGCGCAAGUCAAUGUUGACAUGCAUUUCAUGCAUCUCGACAGCGAUAGCCGGUUAUUCCACUGGUGAGAUUAGUCCGGCAUCGGAAGAGUUGACGAAACAAUGGGGCAUAAGCAGCGUGGUGUACAACCUGGGCAUCACGAUCUUCUGUAUCGGAUUUGCACUGGCGCCUAUGAUAAUCGCACCGUUCUCUGAGGUGAAUGGGCGCCGUCCUGUUUUCAUCGCAAGUGGGAUCUUGUUUACCGCUACAUUCGCAACCGUGGUGGGCGGCGUGAUCAGUGACUUUUACGAGGCAGAGGACAGAAAUACUCCAAUGGCAAUUUAUUCUGGAGGCGCGCUUUUUGGUACCGGUCUUGCUCCGCUUAUAUCCAGCGUGAUUGUAUACCAUGCGUCGUGGCGUUGGGUGUAUUAUUCCCAUGCCAUAGCAGCCGGGUUUCUGGUCAUUCUCAUGCUCCUUUUCUUUAAGGAAACACGUGGGAAUGUCAUACUACGUGGGAAGGCUCAAUCGUUGAACAAAUAUUACGAUCAAUUGGAAGCAGCAGGGCAUGUUGGGGUGAUGAUAGCAGACCAGGACAAAGCCUGUCGGAUUCGAUGGAAGGUCCAAAGUGACGAGCAGCGCGCCUCGCUCGGCCAAAUGAUUCUUACUUCUUGCUACCGCCCUUUCAGUGAGUUCUCCCCGUAA